Oppia nitens is the source of this 2114-nucleotide messenger RNA. RefSeq names its product sodium-dependent proline transporter-like. Gene Ontology annotation, cellular component: membrane. The transcript is spliced from 20 exons. Gene Ontology annotation, molecular function: glycine transmembrane transporter activity. NCBI's taxonomy places the organism in Eukaryota, Metazoa, Arthropoda, Arachnida, Sarcoptiformes, Oppiidae. The coding region runs from base 137 to 2074 and encodes 645 amino acids. The record is from RefSeq and is a predicted model, not a curated record. Gene Ontology annotation, biological process: sodium ion transmembrane transport.
UAAUAUUUAAGUUUACUAACAGUUUGUGUGAAAAUUGAAAAUUUUAUGUUUUGAUAAAAAAAAAAUAAAGUCAAACCAGAGCUGAAUUUAGAGCAUUGAUUCAUUUGGACCGGAAAGUAGAACAUAAGGUAAUUUAAUGAAUGGAAAAGAUAUGACAAACAGUGACGAUAAUAAUGUGUCAAAUGGAUCACCAUUUCAAAGGAGUACAACUGAUCCAAAUCGACGAUCCAGAGCUUCCAUACGAAAGAUUGAAGUAAGACGUGAAUCAACAACAAGUGUAAAGUCAAGAGGAGGUUGGGGUAACAAAUGGGAAUUUCUAUUGAGUUGUGUUGGGCUUAGUGUUGGAAUUGGAAAUGUUUGGAGGUUUCCAUAUUUGGCAUAUGAAAAUGGUGGCGGAGCAUUUCUCAUACCAUACCUGAUAAUGCUAACAUUAGCCGGCAAACCCAUGUAUUUUAUGGAGUUAGCAUUUGGUCAAUUUGGUGGUACCGGUCCAUUAUCUAUAUGGAAGUGCACUCCUAUAGCCAAAGGUAUAGGAUCUGCUAUGAUAGCUGUGUCGUUAGUUGUUUGUAUUUAUUAUAAUGUGGUGAUGUCAUAUACACUUUAUUUCAUCGCACAUUCAUUUCAAUCAGAGCUUCCGUGGCAAAGAUGUGAUCCUGAGUGGGCUAACGGCACAAAUUGCACCGUUAGAUCAAAAAAUACUACAAUUUUAGAAGGAGUAUCUUCAAGUCAGGUUUUUUGGGAACGAAAAGUAUUGGAUUUGUCGCCAGGAAUUGAUCAGUUAAAUGGUGUGAAAUGGGAUUUAGCUCUUUGUUUGGCUAUUAGUUGGGUUAUUGUCAUCCUUUGCUUAUUAAAAGGAGUAAAAACAAGUGGGAAAGUUGUAUAUUUUGCGGCCACUUUUCCAUAUGUCAUUUUAAUUUCACUAUUAAUUGCCGGAAUAACUCAAACGGGUGCGUGGGAGGGAAUAAAAUAUUUUAUAGUACCUGAUUGGGGCAAACUUCUUGAAAUUAAAGUAUGGCAGGCAGCGGCCGGUCAGAUGUUUUUCAGUUUAAGUGUUGCGAUGGGCGGACUCAUUAUGUUUAGUAGUUAUAAUGAUUUUCGUCACAAUAUAUUUCAUGACGCUAUGAUUGUUAGUAUUUUGGAUACAAUUACUUCAAUUAUAUCAGGAUUAGUAAUAUUUUCAGUAUUGGGUGCUAUGGCUAAUGAUUUGGGACCAGACGUUAAAGUAACAGAUGUGGUUAAAAGUGGUCCGGGACUGGCGUUUGUCACAUAUCCAGAAGCUCUAACUCGACUACCAUUCCCUCAAGUUUGGUCCGUUUUAUUUUUCUUUAUGUUAUUUACAUUAGGACUCGAUUCUGAGUUUGCACUCAUGGAGAAUGUUUUGACCAGUCUUUCGGAUGAAAUACCGUUUCUAAGAAAACAUAAACUAAAGUUUUGUGUCGUAACGGGAAUUGUUUGCUUUAUUUUAGGACUUCCUUGUGUUACAAGAGGAGGACAAUACAUAUUUGAUGUGAUGGAUAACUAUGGAGGAAGUCUACCACUUGUUUUUAUAGCUGUUUCUGAAUGUGUAGCUCUCAUGUGGAUCUAUGGCUUCGAUAGGUUUGCUUUUGAUAUAGAUUUUAUGUUAGGAAAGCAAUUGGGACUCUAUUGGAAAAUUACUUGGAAAUAUACUUCACCAAUAAUAUUGGCCCUUAUUUUUAUCUAUUCACUAAUCAAUUUUAAACCAUUAAAGUAUGGUGAAUAUGAUUAUCCCGAUUGGGCUGACGCUAUGGGCAUAUGUCUGACACUCGUUAUUAUACUACAGGUACCCAUUUGGGCUAUUUAUGCAAUAUAUUCACAAAAUAAAGGACAAACGCUUAAAGAAAAAAUUGAAUUAUCGCGUAUAGACACUGAAGAUUGGGGUCCCAGAGAUUUGGCACUAAGACAUGAGUGGAGAACUAAAUAUACAAACUGUCUGUCCAUUGGAUAUCAAACGUCAAAUUUAAAUAAAGAACCGGCAGUUUUGAUGAAAUGUCAAAAUAUAACUAAAAGGACAAACAGUGCCGAUAAUCCAGCAUUUAUUCCGGACAUACCUUAAAUUAUUGGUUUUUAAUUAUAAAAACAAUUUUAAUUCAUUU